UACGCAAGCGUCGAAAGUAGCCAUGUUGGCUCUUUCACGCAGGCGCGUUGCUGAAUUCUCAGGGCAGAUUAUACCUAGGUGAAAACUAUCUCUUUUAAGGGGAAGCGACACCUAGAAGGAGCAUUGAGAAGACUGCAAGGGUUUCAGGCCCACACGUACUCUGUGUCUCCCUUUGCUUUACCUGUGCUUGCGGUCGCCCUCGUUGCCCCGGGAAGGAGCCUUUCAGCUGAAGGAGGGACGCCGAGCCGAGGCGACGCCUCUGCGCUUGCGCGUGUACAGUGGCCGGAAGGAGCCAAAGUAAAGUCAAGUCUCCGGUGACAGCUGCGAGCCCCACCCUUUCCCCACGUGGCUGCGUAGACCUGGCAGCCAUGGCUUCCAAGCGCAUCACCCAGGAAACCUUUGAUGCUGCAGUGAGGGAGAACAUUGAGGAGUUUGAGAUGGGCGCUGAGGAGGCCAUUCGAGAGGCUGUGGAGCAGUUUGAAUCGCAAGGGGUUGAUCUGAGCAACAUUGUGAAGACAGUACCGAAAGUAUCCUUGGAUGGCCUCCAGGAGCCCACACAUGAUGUCCUACAGGCUCUCAAUGAUCUGCAGCAGGCCCUGACUGGCUCUCAGCUCCAGGAGGUGUCUGCCCAUCUUGUCCGUUUCUGUGACCAGUGCAAGCAGCAGAAAGCCAGCCGCUACCUGGCAGCCCAGAAGGGGGCCUACCCAAUCCUCCUGGCUGCUUGGCAGCUGGCUGCCACUAGCGACCAGGGUCUUCUGCUCCAGGCUCUCAAUGCCCUGGCAGUGCUGACUGAUGGCCAACCUGACCUCCUGGAUACUCAGGGCUUGCAUCUUCUCGUGGCCACGCUGGCACGGAAUGCUGCCAACACUGAACUCACAUGCUGUGGGAUUCGCUGUGUGCGCCAUGUCUGCCUAAAGCAUGAACAGAAUCGGCAGGGCUUGGUGAAAGCCGGUGUGCUGCCCCUGCUCACGGCUGCUAUUACACAGCAUGGUCAACACGCCGAUGUGGUCAGGGAGGCCUGCUGGGCCUUGCGGGUCAUGACCUUCGAUGAUGAUAUCAGAGUGCCCUUUGGCCAUGCCCACGAGCAUGCCAAGAUGAUUGUUCAGGAGAACAGAGGCCUGAAGGUGCUCAUUGAGGCUGCCAGAGGUAGGAGCAGCACUGGUAAGAGGAGGGUAGGCCUGCUUCUCAGCUAGAAGAAUGAGCUCCCAGCCUGCCCUGUGGUUCCACCUCCAUAGGGGGCCUGUGCAUGGGAUCUCCACUCCUCUGGGAGAUGGGAAAACCUUUCUCAGUCCCUGUUCUGUACCCCAACAGUGGCUGAGGAAUGAGGCCCGCCUGACCAUCUGUAAAGCCGGCCAGCUUCUUAAUUGUUUGCACUUCUGUGCUUGUUUAUGGCAGCUUGAAAUUGGCUAAUUAGGGGUAGAGCAGGAGUGCAAACUUC
Messenger RNA from Rattus norvegicus (Norway rat), 1438 nucleotides. It is a transcript of the gene Armc6, whose product is annotated as armadillo repeat containing 6. Gene Ontology annotation, cellular component: cytosol. The record is from RefSeq and is marked validated. Lineage: Eukaryota; Metazoa; Chordata; Mammalia; Rodentia; Muridae.